Daldinia vernicosa is the source of this 1113-nucleotide messenger RNA. RefSeq names its product putative iron reductase domain protein. The transcript is spliced from 3 exons. Lineage: Eukaryota; Fungi; Ascomycota; Sordariomycetes; Xylariales; Hypoxylaceae. Bases 197 to 835 code for a protein of 212 amino acids. The record is from RefSeq and is a predicted model, not a curated record.
GUGCUAUAUUGGCCUACCCGUAUUGGCCGUUCCGGAGACAGCUCUCCAAAUUAAUUUCUCUCGGUUGAAGCCAUGCCCUGUAUGUGACGACGCUGUUGACGGCUGUUGAUAUAAAGGGAGGGGGGCUUCCUUCUAGACACUCGUGUCGACUCGUUGGUUAUUUCUGUCUGCUCAACAUCCCCCCAAAAGAAAAAUCAUGAAGUGGUCCGCAGUCGCCGCCGGUGUUAUUGGCCUUGCUGGGUCUGCUCUCGCCCAGCUGGACUCGAGUCCAUUUGUCGACGCUGACACUGGAAUAACCUUUCAGUCUUACACAAGCACGGACGGUAUUACUUACCGACUGGCUCUUCCGGCGGAGGCAACUGGCGAUGCUGGCUAUGAUGUGAUCCUCCAGGUCGUGGCACCGGUAGAAUUGGGCUGGGCCGGAUGGGCAUGGGGCGGUGCUAUGACAUACAACCCCUUGACUCUCGUAUGGCACGACGGAGACAAUGUUCAAUUUUCCCCCCGCCAAGCUACGGGAUACUACUUACCUGGUCCGUACGAGGAUGCUAAGUACACGGUCCUUAAGGGCACCGGCGUGAACGAGACGCACUUCAAAUUCACGGCACUCUGCACAGGUUGUGCUAGCUGGACCGAUUUUGACGGGAACCCAUACAUUCUCAACGGUGCCGGAGAUACCAACUUCGCCUACGCCUUCUCAUCGACCCCAGUUGAGGAGCCGGCAAACCCCGAGUCGGGCUUCAGCAUUCACGACAACGUGGGACGAUGGAUUCACGACCUAGGGGGCGCUCGAUCUGACAAGUUCAAUGAGUGGGUGACGACCAACACCGUUGCGUAGGUGAAGAUAGCUCGACUAGUUAAUGAGGUAACUUGGACUUAUAAUCAGAGCAGUACGGAGCUAGAGCUAUAAGAUUCGAAGUAUUCGUUAGGUAUCGUGGCGUAGCUUAUACUAGACAGGUGCCUAUGGCUUGUUGGAUUUAGGGGGAAAUGAAUAGAGAAAAAAUAAAUAAAUCUAAAAGAUGAAGAGACCGUUAUUAUAUGAAGAGUGCGAAUAAUGUGAUAGCCAGCGCCAGCAAUUGAUUUAAAGACGUCUCAUCACGUCCGGGUUGAUGUUAG